GUUAUUAAAUGUUGCGCCGAUUUUCGCAAUUUAGAAAAAUGCCUAUAAAAGCUGCACUUAUUGAUCUAAGCGGCACAUUGCAUGUGGAGGAUGAGCCAACCCCAAAUGCAAUAAGGGCACUGCAAAAUCUUCGCGAAAGCGGCAUAGCCGUUAAAUUUGUAACCAACACAACUAAGGAAUCCAAAAGCACUUUGCACAAUCGACUGACAAAGAUUGGUUUUAAUCUAAAUAUUGAAGAAAUUUAUAGUUCUUUAAGUGCUGCUGUAGCAUUUGUCAACGCAGAGAAGCUAAAUCCAUUUUAUUUGCUAACAGACGAUGCACGACAAGAUUUUCCAGCGGAGGAUAAGAGUCGACCAUUGGACUCGGUUGUGGUGGGUCUGGCGCCAAAUGCUUGUGAUUAUGAGCAUAUGAAUAAAGCUUUUAACAUAUUAUUGCAACAAAAGACACACAAGCUAGUGGCAGUGCAUCAAGGUAAAUACUACAAGCGCGCAGAUGGUCUAGCACUAGGUCCUGGCUGCUUUGUCAAGGGUCUGGAAUAUGCCACAGGCUGUGAGGCUACGGUCAUAGGUAAACCAAAUCCCUAUUUCUUUAACAGCGCAUUGCCUGCAACGCUGACUGCUGCGGAGUGUGUCAUGAUUGGUGAUGAUGCAAAUGAUGACAUAGCUGGUGCAAUGAAUGUCGGCAUGCACGGCGUGUUGGUGAAGACUGGAAAAUUCUUACCAGCUGCAUUGUCGGCCAUGACCACACCCCCAACAGUGGUGCUCGAUAAUUUUGCCGAGGAAGUCGAGUGGAUACUUUGCAAAAAGCCAUGUUAAGUAAAAGACAAUGUUUU
Molecule: messenger RNA, 832 nt
Organism: Drosophila busckii
Lineage: Eukaryota; Metazoa; Arthropoda; Insecta; Diptera; Drosophilidae
Product: haloacid dehalogenase-like hydrolase domain-containing protein 2
Exons: 4
Coding region: 9-815 (268 amino acids)
Biological process (GO): dephosphorylation
Molecular function (GO): phosphatase activity
Source: RefSeq, a predicted model, not a curated record